Messenger RNA from Bacillus rossius redtenbacheri, 3364 nucleotides. Its product is annotated as transcriptional repressor p66-alpha-like. The record is from RefSeq and is a predicted model, not a curated record. Gene Ontology annotation, cellular component: NuRD complex. The coding region runs from base 606 to 2492 and encodes 628 amino acids. NCBI's taxonomy places the organism in Eukaryota, Metazoa, Arthropoda, Insecta, Phasmatodea, Bacillidae. Gene Ontology annotation, biological process: negative regulation of transcription by RNA polymerase II. The transcript is spliced from 9 exons.
GACAACGCCAUAUUGGGACAGUGCUUAUUAUUUGCGGGGAAGUGUUAAUUCUUGAGUCAAGCUACUUUUUUAUAACUAAACCAAAUAAAUGUGAUUUAUAAUUAAAGACUUUAGGUGUAAUUGUUUUCAAAUUAUUUAAAGAUGCUUCAGUGCAAGGUUAGAUAUAUUAUGUCAAAUAAUUAACACCUUGUCGGUUCUUUUGAAAUCGAUUUGUCAGGCAGUUAACAAAUUUGGAACAUCUUUGAUUGACCGCCAGGUAUGUGAAGUGUCGCAUGAAAUCAUCAUUCGAAUAGUUCGAGAAACCGUUUAGUGUGUGUUUUAAUGAAUAAUUGUGUUGUGAAGUUUGUGUACAAACACAGGAAAUAACUAAUUAAUUAAUUACGAUUACGUGUGUGACUUCGGGAUGGACGCAAACACAAUGGAGUCGUGAAGGAUGGGUGGCUGCUAGUUCGACAGACACUAUCAUCUUUUGACAAUAAUGUCAGCAGAAAGCAUGUUUAUUCAGUUUCAUUGUGCUGUAUAAACAUAACCUUACAUUCUCCAAUCCAGUUUAAAUUUGGUGCGCCCUCGAGAUAUUACAUACAGGUGUUUCGAAGGAUAUCACUAUGGAGAAAAUGGACGUGGAUGAUGAUGCUGUUGUAGACCUUAGUGUCAGGAAAGACCGAGAGAUGCCGGCACCUCAGGACUUGUCUCGCUCCCAGAAGGCUAUUAUGCCAGAUGAUGUGCCCAUAAUUCCAAGGAGCAUCAAGGAGUUUGAUGACCGUUACCCACGGCGCAACCUGAGGCCUAGAAUUGAACGCAGUUAUGCGGAAAGUCCUGAUAUCAUUGUUCUUUCUGAUGAAGAGCCCCGUAUAAAUGGAUUCACAAAUGGUUAUGUCAGUGAUACAGAUGACGGAGAGAUGCCUCCAUUACCUCCUAUAAAGGAGCUGAGCCCCGCGGAGCUGGAGGAGCGCGAGCGCGUGCUGCGCAAGCUGCGCGAGGAGCUGCGCAGCGAGGAGAUGAAGCUGGUGCUGCUGAAGAAGCUGCGGCAGUCGCAGCAGAUGAAGGAGAACAUAGCGGUGGUGGCCCCCAGCCAGCAGCAGCAGCAGCAGCUGCCACCCAAGGUCUCCCUGCCGGGCGGGAAGCUGCCCCCGCCGCCCCAGCAGCAGCCCCCGCCCCCGCUGGUGCGCGCCAACCACGCCAAGCAGCCGGCCCCCAACGUGGUCCCGCCCCUCCUCAGAGGGCAGCCCAACCCAUCUCGUGGUCAGUUGGCACACCAGCCGCCUCCGCUGAUGAUCCCACCUCAGACGGGGCGUUCCGGCUCGGGCCAGAACUCCCUGCCGCCUAACAUUCUGCAGCCUCUCCCCAGGGGAAGUGGCAAUGCACUUGGCCGUCCCUCGUUGAACACUCCACCAAACGUCGUGAUGGGCUAUCCUGUGGGGUCGCAAGAUCGGACCUCAAGCAAGGAGCCACAGCAUCACUCCCCAGCUUCGAAUCAGAUGUCCAGCUUGUCGCAGCAGCAGCAGCAACAGCAGCAGCCGCCGCAACAGCAAGCCCAGCAGGAUCGUCCCAGGGUGGAGGACACACAGACCCCAGCCCAGCGACAAGCAGCAGCUAAGCUGGCUCUUAGGAAACAGCUGGAAAAAACUCUGCUUCAGAUUCCCCCACCCAAGCCACCGCCACCGGAGAUGCACUUCAUUCCCAACCCGUCCAACACAGAGUUCAUCUACCUGUUGGGCUUGGAGCACGUGGUGGACUUCAUCACGAAGGAGCAGAAGACUCCUCCACCACCCGACGCUUUCAAGUGCUCCCAGUGUCACACCGACUUUACUCCCGUCUGGAAGUGGGAGAAGAACCCUGCUAAAGGCAAGGAACCGAAGGUGAUAUGCGAACAGUGCGUAACCACGAAUGUGAAAAAGGCCCUGAAAGCAGAGCACACAAACCGUCUGAAAACAGCCUUCGUGAAGGCACUGCAGCAAGAGCAAGAGAUCGAGCAGCGACUGGCACAGGUGGUGACCUCGGCAUCGCCACAGCCGCCCGAGCCGCCCGCGGUGAUGUCGGCCCCGCCCCCGGCCCCCAAGCCGCCCACCCCCACGGCGACCAGGCAGCACGCCCCCACCCCUCCGCCGGCGCCCACGCCCCCGCCCCCGCCCCCGCCGCACCGGGAGCAUCCCCUGGCCAAGCUGGCGGCGGAGUCCAGCAAGUUCGGGGGCCACCACGCGGCGGCGGUGGCCCUGCACCAGCAGCUGCUGAGGGGCUUGCCCCAGCACCAGCCCCUGCCGGCACACAUGCUGCCCUUCUCGCCGCUGCUGUACCCCUACCAGCUGGCCAUGGCCCAGGCCGCCGGCGGGGGCAAGGGCUCCGUGGCCGCGGCUGCCGCCAACCUCGCGGAGCUGCAGCGCCAGGCCUCCGACCUGCAGCGCCAGUACCUCCUGGACAUGAUCCCCUCCCCCUCCCCCUCUCCCCGCCCCCACUCCCACCCACACCCCCACUCCCACAACUGGAAGACGUGAUGUGCCUCGCGCUCCACAUCGGGAACCUGCGUGUGACACUCUUACAGGCACUGGUGUUUCUUUUUUUGCAAGAAAAAUAUGUUGAUUGUUGGUUGUGUUUCAAGGCGCCUGUAUCUUCCUCGCUUGCCCUUCUUGUUUGCUAGUCGUGUUCAGCUGACUUGAACCCCAUGCCAAGUCUGACGUUUUUGAUUCCAGUAAGCUAGAAGCUCUCUCAUUCCUGUAAUACGGUAGUAUUCUGGGAUAACUUUCAGAUGUAGGGUUCGUUAAAUUGUGGUUGAAUAAAUGAUGAAUCCAGUGUAUGAAGGCAAAUAAAGUUUGUAGAAAUUUUUUCAUUUCUCUUAAAAGCUGUUAAAUUUUGUAAGAAUAACCGUGACAUUGUGAAUAAAAUGUUUUUACUAAGGAAGGUUUUGAUAUGAAACAGCUGAUGUUUUACAUAAUUGUUUUUUAUCACAAGCAUAAUUUGUGAAAUCUCGUAUUUGGUUUCAUCCAAAUAAUGGACAUAUUCUACAUUGUUUUCAGUUGGGUUUGUACAUGUCUGUGAAUAUGUUUCUGUAAUUUGUAUAGAUGUUAUUGUAGCAUAGAAAUUUGUGUAUUGGAUAGUUCAAAACUGGCUCAUGAUAUUUAAGCUUCUCAGUGGUUUUCAUCCAAAAUGCAGUGUGCAUCUUGAAAUAAUUGUUUGUGCCAAUCCUUAACAAUACUUACUCCUAUUUCUGGAAAUUGUUUGUGCAAGUUCUUUAGAAUACAUAAUAUUUCAAAUCUGGACGUUGCAUUGCUAACUAAGCCUAUUCCACAUUUUCAAAAUGUUUGUGAUUUUUGUCCAAUAUCUUACAAAUAUGUAGAUCAAGUUUUGAAUAUAAAAUUUUGAUGGGAAA